GACAGCGACGAUGACUCGGCUGCGCAGGAAAGCCCUCGUGGCUCUUUUCCUCUUCACGCUCUUCAUUUUCGGGGCCAUGAUGGGACUCAGGACGCUGAAGCCCACCGACGGCUUCUCGGACCUGGCCCCCGGCAUGGACUUCGUCGGGGAGAGAUCCGACCGGGGCCGGCUGGACGUGAAAGCCGCGGCGGCGUUGGUGGUGUCGCCGGGCCAGUUCCACGUGGGCAGCAGUGACACUAAGGUGGUUUUCACCAAGUCGGAUCGAGACUACAGCAUUUUCUACGACGUGCACAUCUUCUACUACCUGUGGUAUGGCUCUCCCAGCAUGGACAACAAGUACAUCCACUGGGAUCACGUGCUGGUGCCACACUGGGACCCCAAGAUCGCAGCCAGUCAUGCCCAAGGAAGGCACGUGCCUCCAGAAGAUAUUGCCUCAAGUUUUUACCCCGAGUUGGGACCCUACAGCUCCAGGGACCCAACGGUCCUGGAGUCACACAUGGCCCAGAUAGAGGCAGCUGCAGCAGGGGUGCUGGUGUUGUCCUGGUAUCCCCCCGGGGUGGCCGACGACCACGGGGAGCCCACCGAGGACCUGGUUCCCGCUGUCAUGGACGCCGCCCACAGGCACAGCAUCAAGGUGGCCUUUCACAUGCAGCCAUACAAAGGGAGGACGGACCAGAGCACGCAUGACAACAUCAAGUACAUUAUUGACAAGUAUGGAAAUCACGGCGCCUUCUACAGAUUCAAAUCCACCACGGGGCGAGUCCUGCCUCUGUUUUACGUCUAUGACUCCUACCUGAUGGCGCCAGAGUCCUGGGCGGAGCUCCUGACGGCCCAGGGCUCCCACAGCGUCCGGGGCACGCCUUACGACGGCGUCUUCGUCGCCCUCAUCGUGGAAGAGCGCCACAAGCACGACAUCCUGGCCAGCGGCUUCGACGGCAUAUACACCUACUUUGCCUCCAACGGCUUCUCCUUUGGCUCGUCCCACCAGAACUGGAAGACCAUCAAGGCGUUCUGCGACGCCAACAAUCUGCUGUUCGUUCCCAGCGUCGGUCCGGGGUACGUGGACACGUCCGUUCGGCCGUGGAACAACCACAACACCAGGAACCGGGUUAAUGGACGCUACUACGACACGUCCCUGCAGGCGGCGCUGUCCGUCAGACCGGAAAUCGUCACCAUCACUUCCUUUAACCAAUGGCACGAAGGCACGCAGAUAGAGAAGGCCGUGCCCAAGAAGACCGUGACCCGCUUGUACCUGGACUACCAACCCAACCUAGCGGACCACUACUUGGAGCUCACGCGCCAGUGGGCCGAGAACUUCAACAAGGAGAAGGACAAGUGGCUGAUGUGA
Cyclopterus lumpus (lumpfish) is the source of this 1348-nucleotide messenger RNA. Its product is annotated as glycoprotein endo-alpha-1,2-mannosidase-like protein. Lineage: Eukaryota; Metazoa; Chordata; Actinopteri; Perciformes; Cyclopteridae. The transcript is spliced from 4 exons. The record is from RefSeq and is a predicted model, not a curated record. The coding region runs from base 11 to 1348 and encodes 445 amino acids. Gene Ontology annotation, molecular function: alpha-mannosidase activity. Gene Ontology annotation, cellular component: Golgi apparatus.